Stereum hirsutum FP-91666 SS1 is the source of this 1851-nucleotide messenger RNA. RefSeq lists its product as uncharacterized. The transcript has 9 exons. Gene Ontology annotation, molecular function: zinc ion binding. The record is from RefSeq and is a predicted model, not a curated record. Bases 1 to 1851 code for a protein of 616 amino acids. NCBI's taxonomy places the organism in Eukaryota, Fungi, Basidiomycota, Agaricomycetes, Russulales, Stereaceae.
AUGUCCUUGCUCCCACGCUUCAGCACCACAGCCUCUCUUGAGGAGAACAUGAGGCUUCGACUGACACACCUUGUAGGAGAACUUCCUGCUGUCAGUACACGCAGUGCUGAGGAGAAGAUUGAGCUCGAGUUUGCCAAUAUCGCUGGUGCAGAAGCAUGGGUACGUGAGCGGCAGAUAGAGAUGAAGUGGAAUGUGGAUCGCGGUCGAAAUGUUGAUCCAAAUAAGGCCCGAAAGGCCAAAAAGGCUGCCAAGCCAUAUGAUUCAACUGCACCUCAACGUGGGGGUGGUCCUAAGAAGAAGUAUGAGUGGACGGAGAGGUAUCAGUGUGGACACGCAGAUACAUUUUGUGAUGAACGUGAUAAGGAAGUUAUUGACGGGGAUGUAGUCAAAGUGGAGUGUCAGCCAGAUCAUAAUGGUCAUAGUGCUGGUACAGUUGGUGAUAUGGCACGGUCAAUGGUGACGGUUUCUGUCAAACAAUGGAUUGAAGAGAGGGUUGGUAGCGGGACGAACUGGAGCGGUAUCAAGAAGCUCCUUCGUCUUGAUGCACUCGACAAUGGCAGCUGUGCCAAUAUUCCAGAAUCCCUUUCUGUUCUUCACCAAGAUGUGUAUAAUGCACUUCGGUGUCGGAUGCAGCGGACCGCACAGCUUAGCCCUGAUGGUGAUCAGAGCCUUCAAAUGUGGAAGUCUCGCUUAGAGGCCCGUGGUUAUGCGGUUAUCUACCAGAAGAACAAGAAGACGGGCAAGGGUAUACCGGCUGCCUUUAUGGUAAUGCCUAGCGAGGCUCAAUAUGCCAUCUAUGAUUGGCUUAGCUGGCUUAGUUCUGUCUGCAAAUUCAAGUGCAAGACAUGGAUGAUUGACUGCUCUGACACUGAAAGUGCGGCAAUAUCUAACACUAUUCCCGAUGCAAAGAUACUUGCUUGUCUGUGGCAUGUGCUUGGGGCUGUUGCCAAACAAGCAAAGGAGAAAUUGUCUGCAGGUGCUGGUCAGUCCAAAGCAGCUAUUGAUGCAAAUCAAAAGUUGUGUGCGAAGGCGAUGUCAGACUUCAAGGCACUUGUUCGAUGUGAGUCAGAGGAAUAUUUUGAUGGUGCAUGGGAGGUCUUCCUGGAGCAGUGGAAGGAUCACCCUAUUUGGGUGAAGUAUGUUUCCUCAGAGUGGCUUCCGAAGACGACUCAGUGGUCACAGGCAUGGUGUAAGGACAUCUCCCGAUUCAAUAUUAAUACCAACAACUAUAUUGAAUCAUGGCACUUGCUCCUCAAACUUGACUAUCUGAGGCUCAUGCGUAAGCAACGUGUUGACAUCCUUAUCUAUAUCCUUGUCGAUGAGGUUGAGUUGGAUCUGCGACGGGAGGAGGUCCAGAUCACUCUUGGAUUUGAUGCUUCACGCCUGCAGAAGAGUGAGAAGGCUGCUCAUCGACUUGCCUAUGCUAUUGAGAUUGGAGAGCUGGAAGCAAUGAUUGAGAAUUGUGAGGAUGGUACUGACAAGACACCCAAUAUCAUGGUUCAGUUCUUCUCACGUGAUGAAGAGACUUGGUAUGAGAUCCAGGUCCAAGACAUCAAGUACGGUGCUGAAUAUUAUGCUGUGAUUGUGGCCUGUGACUGUCCAGCCUACAAGCUUCAUCAGCUCAAGUGCAAGCACAUGUUUCUGGCUGGCCACCUUACGGGUCUAUCUCUUGCCUUCAGGGCCUCCUCUCCAUCAACACCGCUACCUCUCCAACCACCGCUGGCCACCUCAGUCACCACUGACCAAGUUCUUGCAAUCAAAGAAGCUGGAUGUAGCCAAAUUGUAGAAGAGGAGCGGAAGAUCGGAGAUCUUGUUGGAAAGCUUAGAAGGGGCUAUAUGCAAUUAUGUUGA